Messenger RNA from Bufo bufo (common toad), 2176 nucleotides. RefSeq names its product zinc finger protein 84-like. NCBI's taxonomy places the organism in Eukaryota, Metazoa, Chordata, Amphibia, Anura, Bufonidae. The record is from RefSeq and is a predicted model, not a curated record. Gene Ontology annotation, molecular function: DNA-binding transcription repressor activity, RNA polymerase II-specific. Gene Ontology annotation, biological process: negative regulation of transcription by RNA polymerase II. The coding region runs from base 1 to 2025 and encodes 674 amino acids. The transcript is spliced from 7 exons.
AUGGAGACUGCUGGUCGGAAUAAGGAACCAAUAGUGAAGGGUGAUGAGCAGAGUAUAGAGGACAGUCCUACAGAUAACCGCCCAGAGAGGAGCUCAGAGGAUACAUAUGAAAAGCAUGUCAUCAUCUCAGAUGUAUUCUCGGCCUUUAACAGCAAAGAUCUAUCAUCUGAUUUUUUGGAUCGGUACCAAUCUUUUGAUUCAUCACAGACUGUUAAGCAAAAUGAAAGUCACAGAAGGAGUGAACAUCAAACACAUUACACAGGGGAGAACACUUUUUCAUGUUUACAAUGUGGACAAUGUUUUAACAAAAAGUCAAAUCUUGUUGCUCAUGAAAGAAAUCACACAGGAGAGAAGCUGUAUUCAUGUUUAGAAUGUGGAAAACUGUUUAACCAUAAAUCAAACCUUGUUAAACAUGAGAAAUUUCACACAGGGGAAAAGCCAUAUUUAUGUUCAGAAUGUGGGAAACGUUUUGUCUAUAAAUCAGAUCUUAUUACACAUCUGAGAAUUCACACAGGGGAGAAGCCAUACUCAUGUUCAGAAUGUGAAAAACACUUUAACCGCAAAGCACAUCUUGUUAUACAUGAGAGAAUUCACACAAGGGAGAAGUCAUUUUCAUGCCCAGAAUGCAGGAAAUGUUUUAUAGAUAAAUCAGCUCUUGUUACACAUCAGAGAAUUCACACAGGGGAGAAGCCAUUUUCCUGCUCAGAAUGUGGAAAACGUUUUAGCGAUAAGUCAGCUCUUUUAAGACAUCAGAAAAUUCACACAGGAAAGAAGCCUUUUUCAUGUUCAGAUUGUGGAAAAUCUUUUUACCAGAAGACAAAUCUUGUUUCACAUCAAAGAAGUCACACAGGGGAGAAGCCAUUUUCAUGUUCAGAAUGUGGAAAAUCUUUCAACCGCAAAUCAAGUCUUGUUACGCAUCACAGAAUUCAACAGGAUGGUUCAGAAGAACAUCACAAUGUCCCACAGGAUGAUCAGCAUUUGAACAAUAUUACUGCUAGAAAGACAUAUGUGAGGAGUGAUGAGCAGAGUAUAGAGGAUGUUCCUACAGAUAACCGCCCAGAUGACUGUACCGGGAGCUUAGAAGAACAUCUGAUAUCUUCAUAUUUUAAAGCAGAUGAUCAUGGUAUCAAGCAGGAUACAUAUACAUAUGAAAAGCAUGCUGUUAUCCCAUAUGGACCCUCCGCCUUUCACAGCAAAGAUCCAUCAUCUGAUCUUUGCUUAACAUCUGAUUUAUCACAGACUGUUAAGCCAAAUAAAAGUAAAAGAAGAGGUGAACAUCAAAGAACUCACACAAGAAAGAAGGCUUAUUCCUGUUCAGAAUGUGGGAAACGUUUUAACUAUAAAUCAGCUCUUGUUAUGCAUCAGAGAAUUCACACAGGAGAGAAGCCAUUUUCAUGUUCAGAAUGUGGAACACGUUUUAGCAAAAAAUUUGCUCUUGUUAGACAUCAGAAAAUUCACACAGGGGAGAAGCCAUUUUCAUGUUCAGAAUGUAGGAAAUGUUUCAACCAGAAAGCAAAUCUUGUUACACAUCAGAGAAGUCACACAGGGGAGAAGCCAUUUUGGUGUUCAGAAUGUGGAAAAUGUUUUAUAGAUAAAUCACAUCUUGUUACACAUCAGAGAAUUCACACAGGGGAGAAGCCAUAUUCAUGCUCAGAAUGUGGGAAAUGUUUUAACUGUAAAUCAGAAAUUGUUAUACAUGAGAGAAUUCACACAGGGGAGAAGCCAUUUUCAUGUUCAGAAUGUGGGAAAAGUUUUAAAUGUAAAUCACAUCUUGCUAGACAUGAGAGAAUUCACACAGGCGAUAAGCCAUUUUUAUGUUCAGAAUGUGGAAAACAUUUUAGCUGUAAAUCAGAAAUUGUUAAACAUGAAAGAAUUCACACAGGGGAGAAGCCAUUUUCAUGUUCAGAAUGUGGGAGGCGUUUUAACCAGAAAUCCCAUUUUAAUAGACAUCAGAAAAGUCACAAAGAGGAGAAGCCAUUUUCAUGGCCAGAUUAUGAGAAAUGUCUUACUCAUAAAUCAACCUGAUCAUCAAAUAAUUCACAGAGAGGAGAAGCCAUUCUGAUGUGAGGUAUGUGGAAAGUGUUUAACCAAAAGUCAGCUCUAAUUACACAUGAAAGAACUUACAGGGACCGAAAAAUAUUUUCAUGUCCAGAAUGUGGGAAAUGAUUUAUUCACA